AUGUACUCUGUGUUGUGUGUGGAUAUCAGGAUGUCACUGACCAUACAGCAAAUAAUUUUGGAUGCCAAGCGACUCGCAGGACGUCUUAAAGAGCGAGAAACAGAAGCUGAUGCUUUACUAACCGAAACCCAAACUGCUUACAGACACAUUCACACAAUGAAACAGUAUAAAGAAGAAGUGGACACUCUAAAUGAGGCAUCGCGAGAGCGUCCAAGGGGAGCCCUUAUUGCCAGUAUUGAGAGAGAGUCUCGGCUAAUGCGAGAUGUUCAGCGGGAAAAUGGCGAACUCAGAGCGGCACUAGAAGAUCACAGACGAGCAUUGGAAUUGAUCAUGUCCAAGUAUCGACAACAUACUGAGAAAAGAAUAUGGGAGUCGAGAAUAGACUUUACAAAUGCUAUAAAUGAGAAGCAACAAGAGUUGAUUCGACAACAAGCAGAGAGGAUCAAUGAGAUGACCAGCAUCAUGUACAAAGCGGUCAAUGUGGAUGACAACAGUGACGCUAGGAAAGAAGAAGAACUGUACCAAAGGCUCAUUACAGAAAAUAAGGGUUUGAGAGAAAUGUUGGAUCUGUCCAGUAGAUACGGGUCGGACCGCGCCACCGCGCCGCCCACGGAGGACAAGGACGUGCAGACAGACGGGCCGCCGCUCACAGGCGCGUGA
Arctia plantaginis is the source of this 660-nucleotide messenger RNA. The record is from the annotation of a GenBank genome assembly. NCBI's taxonomy places the organism in Eukaryota, Metazoa, Arthropoda, Insecta, Lepidoptera, Erebidae.